AGGGACUCUUGCCCACAGGCUCUGUUUUCACCUUACUCUUCGUUGGAUCGAUUGUUCCCCGGUGUUUUGAUUUGGACCUGCCAACUGGAGGUUUAUUUCCGAGACGACAUGAAGCGCUGCCUUGGACUGUUCCUGCUGGUUUGUUGUGGGAUGCUUCGUUUGGGAUCUGGACUCCGCUGCUACAAGUGCUCUGAUUACACCGGGCGCUGUCAGAACGUCCAGGACUGCACAUAUGAGGACUCCUGCAUAUCACUGAGUGAAAGAGGUGGGAAGACCAUCCGUCAGUGCAUCAGGUACACGGACUGCGAUAACUCUCGUCUCUCCCAGAUGUUCCCGGCCAUCUCCAGCUACACCUACCGCUGCUGCAGCAGCAACCUGUGCAACUCCGGCAACGCCGCCACCAUGGCGACGCCCGUCCUGGCCCUGGCGGGGUCCCUGCUGAGUGUUUGGUGGUGCCGGAUCUGAAGACGCUGUGGACAAAACAACUGCAGCAGUCUAGCGUCUCAAAGUUAACGUGAACUAAACCGAGGGUGGCCGUUGAUUUUUAGUUGCCUUUGGCGCUUCCAGUUUCUCAGGUCAGGUCUGAAAGUCACAAUAAAUGAAGACUUUUUCACCUUGUUUUCUAAUUUCCGGUCUAACAAUGAACACAUCAUCGCAUUGCAUCACAUUCUGGUUCCUUCCUGCAAACACCCCGGCGACUUAGGCCGAACAAAGAAAACCAUCAAACGUUUUUGAACAGUUCUUCCCGUCAAAGUAAACUACCCUCUACCCCCCGACUCUGAGAGUCCACUGGUUGAGUUAUAGAUUAUGUCUUGUCCCAACACCUCGAAAUCUAUCAGAUCACGAGAGCAAUCUCUCAAUCCUCUCAACGUACCGUUUUAUCGAGACUUUAAGUCGGACGAAGACCAGGACCCAGAUCAGACUCAGACUUUUGUUUUCUCUCCGAUUUGUACAACGUUUGAUUUUCCUCCAUUAUUCUGCUAUAAUCCAAUAAGAUGAAGUUUUUUAUCACAUUAUCACCGUUCAAAUUAUUAUGAUGAUUUGUGUAUUCUGUCUACAAAACUGUGGUUUUGGGUUGUUUAAAUAAACUUUACACACAUUUGUAC
This is a messenger RNA of Xiphias gladius (swordfish), 1106 nucleotides long. It is a transcript of the gene cd59b, whose product is annotated as CD59 molecule (CD59 blood group). The transcript has 4 exons. Lineage: Eukaryota; Metazoa; Chordata; Actinopteri; Istiophoriformes; Xiphiidae. Bases 109 to 465 code for a protein of 118 amino acids. The record is from RefSeq and is a predicted model, not a curated record.